Brassica rapa (field mustard) is the source of this 483-nucleotide messenger RNA. RefSeq lists its product as uncharacterized. NCBI's taxonomy places the organism in Eukaryota, Viridiplantae, Streptophyta, Magnoliopsida, Brassicales, Brassicaceae. The record is from RefSeq and is a predicted model, not a curated record.
AUGGCUAAGAGUGAGGGGUCGAGUUCAGGUGCAAGGUCAUCCUAUAAGAAGAAGUUCGGCGGUCCUUUAUGCUACUGCAAGAAACCAACGAGUACCGCGAAGGCUUGGACAGAUGACAAUCCGGGUCGAAGGUUUUGGUUGUGUGAUUCUCAUGGGUUCGUCGAUUGGGUUGAUAAGGAGGAGCAAAAUGAAUGGCAGAAACAGAGUUUACUGGAGGCCAGAAGCGUGAUGGAUCGUCAGAGAGAAGAAAUAAAAAAUCUUAAACAGUUGCUUAGGACAACUUCUCAAGAAGCCCCAGCUGGAGAUUCAACUGAAUUACUGUUGGAGGAAGGAAACAGACUUGCAGAGGAGAAGGAGAAACUUGAAAUUGCACUGAUAACAUCAGUUGAAAAAGAGAAAUUGCUAAGGCAAUUCGUUGGUCUUUCGUGGGGAGGCUUCAUUGUUGUCAUAAUCAUCAUGGGCGUUAUCGUGGUGAAGAAGUAG